GAAAUAUUAUAUAAAAAUGCUAAAUUCCAGCUAGGGGAUAUCUGAAUAGAAAGUAAGAAGAAUUACAAACUACAUUCCACUCUACUCAAGACAAUCCGCAAUGUUACUUUACAUACGUUUCUAUCUGGGCCUCUCUCUGGUGUUUUUCUCACUAUUCGCCAUAAAUGAAUUAACGAUGGAAAUGACACUUCAAGGAAACACUUAUAGUACAGCGAAUCUGGCAUGGGAAAUGUUAGGAACAGGUGUAUGUGCUUUGACCGCCGUAUUAUCCAAGAGGUUAUUGGAUGGCUCUGCGAAAGAGUGCGGCCCUAUUUAUGGUGUCCAGAUGGGUGUUGCUUACAAGGUGUUUUACACAGGAACAGAGUGUGCUAUGGAAGAAAUGAAGCUAACGCAUAGUAGCUUGCAGAGACUGUUGAACAAAGUCUAUCUUCCGAUUGGGUGGGGAGACUCUGUGAGGAAAUAUGACGCCAUGUGUUAUGCUAUAAACAAAUACCCUACUUAUAGCGUGUACGCUGUGAUUGGCAUGGACCAGGGAGCAGUGAUGAGGCUCGAGUGUGAGAAGGUGAUUAUUUAAAUGUUUCAAUCGUGAUAUUAAACGGAAGAAUGAGUACAAACAUGAGCCAUAUCUGGAUUAUAAAUCUCAAUUGGAGAAAAACGAUCUCAACGAACAUUAUGGCAGAAGAUUUAACCUUAGCUUUCUACGGCAAAGACCUCACUUUUAUCAGAU
Molecule: messenger RNA, 727 nt
Organism: Babjeviella inositovora NRRL Y-12698
Lineage: Eukaryota; Fungi; Ascomycota; Pichiomycetes; Serinales
Exons: 1
Coding region: 101-574 (157 amino acids)
Source: RefSeq, a predicted model, not a curated record